Molecule: messenger RNA, 1529 nt
Organism: Apis cerana (Asiatic honeybee)
Lineage: Eukaryota; Metazoa; Arthropoda; Insecta; Hymenoptera; Apidae
Gene: BckdhA
Product: Branched chain keto acid dehydrogenase E1 subunit alpha
Biological process (GO): branched-chain amino acid catabolic process
Cellular component (GO): oxoglutarate dehydrogenase complex
Molecular function (GO): oxidoreductase activity, acting on the aldehyde or oxo group of donors, disulfide as acceptor
Source: RefSeq, a predicted model, not a curated record
ACGUAAAUUUUAAAAUAAUUAUUGUAAUUAAAGAUUUGGAUAUUAUUGAUUAAAAUUAUUUUUAAAACAAUGAUUGAAAAAAUUUUUUUUAAACGUAUAUAUUUAAAAAAUAACAACAGGUAUUUAUUGCACAAACAAGUGCAAAAAUUUUAUAGCAAAAAAACUAUAAAUACUAAAAUUGUUAAUAUAAUGAAUGAAAGAGAUCCUUCUUUUUUGGGAAUUCAAACUGUAUUUACUAAUGAAUUAAAGUUUGUCAACAAAGAAUGCUAUGAUUCUUUACCAACAUUUAGAAUUUUAAACUCAUUACACAAACAUUUUCAAUUGCCAAAGGACCUUAAGCUAGAUGAACAAAUUUUGAUUAAAAUGUAUCAUAAAAUGACUACUCUGAAUAUAAUGGAUAAAAUACUUUAUGAAUCUCAACGACAAGGACGUAUAUCAUUUUAUAUGACUAAUACAGGAGAAGAAGGAAUUCAAAUUGGUUCUGCAGCUGCUCUUACAUUAGAAGAUGUUAUCUAUGCGCAAUAUCGAGAAGCUGGUGUUUUGUUAUGGCGAGGACAUUCUAUUAUAGAUUUUAUGAAUCAAUGCUAUGGUAAUCAUAAAGAUACCUCAAAGGGAAAACAAAUGCCUGUUCAUUAUGGAUCAAAAAAAUUAAACUUUGUUACUAUUUCAUCUCCUUUAACAACACAAUUACCUCAAGCCGUAGGUACAGCAUAUGCAUUCAAACGAUCUCAAAAAAAUGCAUGUAUAAUAUGUUACUUUGGUGAAGGAGCUGCUAGUGAAGGAGAUGCUCAUGCAGCUUUUAAUUUUGCUGCAACUUUAGAGUGUCCAAUAAUUUUUAUAUGUCGCAAUAAUGGUUAUGCAAUUUCAACUCCUACUCAGGAACAAUUUAAAGGAGAUGGAAUUGCAGCAAGAGGACCAGCAUAUGGAAUAUCAACGAUCCGUGUGGAUGGUAAUGAUGUUCUUGCUAUGUAUUAUGCGACAAAAACUGCUCGUGAACUCUGCAUUAAAAAUGGAAAACCUUACUUGAUUGAAGCUAUGACUUAUCGAAUUGGUCAUCACAGUACUUCUGAUGAUAGUACUGUAUAUCGAUCUACUGACGAAAUAAAUCAUUGGAAUCAUUAUACACCAAUACUACGAUAUCGUAAUUAUUUGGAAUCAAUUGGUUUGUGGAAUAAAGAACGAGAUAGGGAAUUAAACAAAUGUAUAAAAAAUUCCAUUUUACUUGCUUUUGCUGAAGCAGAAAAAGAACGUAAACCAUGUUGGAAAGAAUUAUUUACGGAUGUAUAUCAUACAAUGCCAAAUCAUAUAUGGAAACAAAUGGAUUCCAUGGAAAAGCAUGUUAAUGAAUUUCAGAAAUAUUAUCCAUUGCAUCUUUUCAAAUCAAAUAAUCAUAAUAAUGAAUAGUUUAAUAAACAAAUUUAACAAAAUAACAGAUCAAAUUAAUUAUAUUUAUAUAUUUAACAAUCUAUAUUAAUAUUAUAUAUUUUUUAUAUUAUUUAAUAAUAAAAAAUACAUACACACACUAUAAA